Protopterus annectens (West African lungfish) is the source of this 3934-nucleotide messenger RNA. RefSeq names its product signal sequence receptor subunit 1 (gene SSR1). The record is from RefSeq and is a predicted model, not a curated record. NCBI's taxonomy places the organism in Eukaryota, Metazoa, Chordata, Ceratodontiformes, Protopteridae. Gene Ontology annotation, cellular component: endoplasmic reticulum membrane; endoplasmic reticulum. The coding region runs from base 126 to 1013 and encodes 295 amino acids. The transcript is spliced from 9 exons.
GGAAUGCCCGGAUUAGUACUAACGCCAUUGGUGGUGACUGGGACUCAGUGUAGUACAAGCAGGAUAGUGUUGUAACAUUUAGUAGUUGUGACUUUGUAGAAUUUGUUGUAUACUCUUCAGUAAUCAUGAAAUUCCUAUCAAAGUUGCUUCUUUUUCUGUUGCUGGCUUUUCCCAUUACUGUCUUGCUGAAUGGCAGAGGUAUUGGCCCAGUAGUUUCAGCGCAAGACUUGACAGAAGACGAGGAAGCCCUUGAUGACACUGUAGUGGAAGAUGAAGAUGAUGAAGCUGAAGUGGAAGAGGAUGAACCAACAGAACUUACUGAAGAGAAAGAAGAGGAAGAAGAAGACUUUACAUCGUCUGAGUUAAAGGCUUCACCUAAUGCAGAUACAACUAUCCUGUUCGUUAAAGGAGAAGAUUUCCCAGCCAAUAACAUUGUGAAGUUCUUAGUUGGCUUCACUAAUAAAGGCAGCGAAGAUUUUGUUGUAGAGUCUCUGGAUGCCUCCUUCCGCUAUCCUCAGGACUACCAAUUCUACAUCCAGAAUUUCACUGCUCUUCAGCUUAAUACCUUGGUACAACCCCAGAGACAGGCCACCUUUGAGUAUUCCUUCAUCCCAGCAGAACCUAUGGGAGGUCGUCCUUUUGGACUAGUCAUCAACCUGAACUACAAGGAUACUGCAGGUAAUGUCUUCCAGGAUGCAGUUUUCAACAAAACUGUUACAAUUACAGAAAAAGAAGAUGGAUUAGAUGGAGAAACAAUUUUCAUGUAUGUGUUUCUUGGUGGACUAGGGCUGCUGCUUAUUGUUGGACUCCAUCAGCUUCUGGAAUCUAGAAAGAGAAAAAGAUCAAGCCAAAAGAAGGUAGAAAUGGGUACCUCAAACCAGAAUGAUGUUGAUAUGAGCUGGAUUCCACAGGAGACUCUUAAUCAAAUCAUGCAGAGUAGAAGAGACAAAGCUUCACCCAGAAGGUCUCCUCGAAAAAGACAGCAGAAGAGAGCAGUUGGGUCUGACGAAUAGUCACAUGUGCUUCAGAAGAGAUGCACAUUUCAUCCUACCUAUUUUGAAAAACUAAAGACAGUGCAGCAAAGCCAUGUGAAGAUAUCCAGGGAAGGAAUUUGCUGUUUAUUUUUGUGGACUGAGCAGCCCCUAAAUCAACCACAGAAGAGUAUGGCUUUCUGACUGCAAAGAGCAUGCUGCUGAAAAAUACUUUCCUCCAGUUUUGUUUUUUUUUUUACUUGCUUUUCAUGUUUAGUAAUUCAAUUUUGUUUUUGGACUGUUUGUAAUGUGCCCUAAGAAUGCUGGGAGAACUGAGUGCCAUUUGCUUUCUGUGAAAUAUUCAUUCUGUCAUGUUUUUACCUUAGUAAUGCUGGCGUAUGUCAAUGCAAUUAUAAUCCUUAAUGAUCCUAAAAAAUGCCAAAUGUUGGGGUGGUAGGAUUUUGGAGGAGGAACAUAUGUAUCCGUGAUUAUGUAGCAUCUGUUACAUGCUGCUGUCGCACGAAAAUAUACUGCUUUUAGCAGUCUGCAAAUUAAAUGUUUUUAUUUACGUACAACCUUGAGUGUACAGUGAGGCACACACAGACAGAAGAAGAUUAAAAAUUUGCUCAGAAUUUUGUGGAUUAAUAAUUGACAGUUGCUUAGCAUGAGCAUGGACGUCUGCAGAAUUUUGCAAGUAUUGCUUUGUGACUUUGAGAGGUCUUCACUGCAAAAUAAAUUUUGUUAUAGGAGCUCUGCUUGUUAUGGAGUAAGUAAUUCACAGUAAUUUCACAUGGUCUUUUCGUCAUUCAUCUGAGCUCAGUAUUUCUGAAAGAAAACGUAUAAGUGGCUUUUGGCCUCACUGUGAAAAUAAGACCAUUUUGGGGGUUGCACCUUCCUUUAGUUUACAGUACUUUAAAGUGGUGCAUACAUUUAUGGAAACUUCAUAAUACGUGGUCACAAGAUUAUGGUUAAUUCACGUGUUUUGUAAAAUGUAGCUAAGUGAAACUGAAUGACGCAAGAGUCUUGUGCAGAAGACCAAAUAAAAAGAAUUGUAGAAGACUGAAAUAAAAACAGCACUACACCCUGGAGAGAGAAAAAAGUGAAGCUACGUAUGUAGAAGGGCAAAGUUUUAAAAUAAUUCAUAGUUUUUUUAAUGUACGAGGGCAAGUGCCCCUACAUACCUCUUGUGCAUGUGGUUAGGGGGUGGGUGGCUGCAUCGUGUCUGGUUUUAUAUUGAUAUGCCCCCCCCACCAAAAAAAAAGACUGGAUAGUUUUCAUAUUUGGAGGUUGAACAAUGUUUCUAAAUUAGUAAAACAUGAAAUUGCAUCAUCCCUAGAGAAAUAGAUUUUAUUUAGUCCAAUUUUAUAUAACUAUAAAAUGUACUUUAAUUUUUUUUAGCUUAUUUACUGAGUUCUGCAUUGUAAUUCUGUAUUUGUAGUUUAAAAUAAACAUUAAUUCUGGGGAAUUAGGAAUAUUUGUAAGAAUUGCAUACAUUUUCUUUGCCAUAGUCUGAGACAGUAGCAUAAGUAGGAUAGGGCAAAGGGAGUUGCUGUCAUGGGGUGUGAUGCUGAUCAGGCAUGAGUGUAGUACCAUCAUUCAUUUAAGCAGUCUGAUAUUUUUUAUGCAAAACUUGGAAGAGGACUUUUGUCUUCAGCUUUUGGUUGAUUGGGGAGGGGAGUGAUACCAGUCUUGAAAAUGCCAAGGGCACUGUUUGAGGUAAUUAUGGCUCUGGUCUGAGAAAUGAAACAGAAAUUCAGACUUGUCAUAAUGUAUAUUUGGCUGUUAAAGGGCAUAGAAGCCAACUGUUAUCUUUCUGUAGCAGCUGGGAGUUUGACUUUGAGAUGACCAGCCUGACCUGAACCUAAAUGAAUUUUAAACCAAGCCUGUUAAUUUGGUCUUGAGUAAGGUUAAUAUCACUUCAGCGUUCUUUUGAGUUUUUUGGGGUUUUUUUAUAUUGGUCUUCUGAGUGGGGAACAUUGUGUCUGAAUUGAAAGCUUUUACUACUAGAAAGUAAUGCUGUUAAAUCUGAAGUUUUGCAGUAUGGUUCACUUCAAGGACUAUUAUAUCAAGUUUGUUGGUUCACAGCCAGAAGACCAAACAAGGAACACUGCUACCUUUUUCUUUUCGGGAAGUUGCAUCCUCCCCACUUUCCUUAUAGAUGAUGGUGUUUCUUGUCUUCCCCCCCCCCCCAAAAAAAAAAAAUGAUGCCACUAACAGUGUGCAGGUUGUACUCCUUGGUGAAGAGAUGCAUCUCAGGCCUCUUGGUCCUAAGCAUGUGGGACUUUGUGAGGUCAUAUAUGAAACGAGAGAUUAGAUAUCCACAAAUUAUUCUUGUAAUGAACUGAAUGUUUUCUUAUCCAGCAUGCAGAGCCACUUUGCCAGAUGCUUGUAGACUUUUUCAUUUGGUAGCAGAGGCUUUUGCUCAUAUUUGCCAAAUAUAGUGUCCUUUAUAUUAAAAUGCAUUCAGUGUUCUGUUGUGUAUGGUAUAAAUAUUAGGGAAUGGCAUUUAUUCAUUACAAUGGUAAAAUUACUGUCAAUUAGAAAAAAUUGUUUUGCAUCUCAGGAAGUUGUAAACUGGACUGUGAUUUUCAAAAAAUGGAUUGUAACUUCAAAGAUAAUGUACAGUCAAGGCAAGAAACAAAUGUGUAUUUUUUUGCAUAUUGUUCUGAGUGUGCAGUGAAAUGAGCAUUUUCCAUUUUGUUAGUUAAUGGGUGUUUUCAUAUUUCAUUAUUUGUUAAUCUUUAAAAAUGUUGGUAGCAACAGCAAAAUUGUACAUAUGAGAGCUCAAGUCACUGAAGUUAGGAGGUUGUGUCUUCACUAUAUCCUGUUAUUUUGUAUAUAAUGUCUCACUGAACAUUUGUACCAAGGCUGCACCAACAUUCCAUGCAGCAUAUAAUUUUUAAGACUUUUGAGAGCCAGUCACCAGACAGUAUUGUCAGCUGAUUAAUAAACAGCAAAGCCUG